AUGGUUUGGCUCAAUGAAGACGGAGGAAAAAUACACGCCUCAAUUAAGAGGGUUUUUGUGUCUCAAUUCGUGAAUUUACUGGAGGAAGGAAUAUCUUACCAAAUAAGAUAUGUUGGUGUUGGACUCAAUAAGGGUUACUUCAAGAUUACACAUCAUGAGUAUGUGGUUAAUUUUAACCAACGUACUGAUGUGCACAGACUUCCAGAAUCGUCGAGUAUCCCACGAUAUGGAUUUAAGUCUGUGAGUUUUGACACUCUCAAUGCUUCUGAGUAUGAUUGCACCUAUUUAGUUGAUGUUGUUGGAUAUCUUAGUGGAAUUGGGAAUGAGAAGACUUUUGAAAAGAAUGACAAAUCUACAAUCUUUGACAAAGAGGCAAAACAAGUUUUGGGAAAGAGCUGUGUAGAGAUACUUGAUCCACUUCUAUUGAAAGGAGAUCUAUCGGAUACACCUACACUUUUGCUCAACCUAAUUGAUAAGACCUUUCUCUUCAUCGUUGAAGUUCAAAUAUCUGAUAAUCCACAUUUUUCACCUUCUUAUAAAGUUAAGAAGAUGACUGAUAAUGUGGACCUCAUAAAUAAAUUCAAAGAGGCUCACCCUAUUCAAAUUGAUGUUGACUACACCAGUGGUUUGCUUCCAAUUUCAAAGACAUCAUCAAUCAUUGAAGGGGAAAAAGUAGAAGGUGCUAAGAAUUUGUUGCUUGAAUUCUCCAAUGAAGUUGUGGCCAAUGAUGAAUCCGAAUUGUUGGAAAACGCUAUUGCACCAACUAAGCGACUAUCCUCGGAGUCGGAAGAAUCGAAGGUGGAAGGAGAUACCUCAAUUUCCAUUAACAGGCUUUAUUUGUCAAAAUCAGUGUUCACCCAUGAACAACUUUAUGUUGCUAUAUCAAAAGUUAAGAGUCGCAGUGGCCUCGGAGUUUUAAUUCUAGACGAAGAUGGCAAUCCAAAGUUAUCAACAACAAAUGUCGUGUUCAAAUAG
Arachis duranensis is the source of this 975-nucleotide messenger RNA. RefSeq lists its product as uncharacterized. The record is from RefSeq and is a predicted model, not a curated record. NCBI's taxonomy places the organism in Eukaryota, Viridiplantae, Streptophyta, Magnoliopsida, Fabales, Fabaceae. The transcript is spliced from 8 exons. The coding region runs from base 1 to 975 and encodes 324 amino acids.